Neoarius graeffei (lesser salmon catfish) is the source of this 2191-nucleotide messenger RNA. It is a transcript of the gene ttll1, whose product is annotated as tubulin tyrosine ligase-like family, member 1. Gene Ontology annotation, molecular function: tubulin-glutamic acid ligase activity; tubulin binding. The coding region runs from base 337 to 1611 and encodes 424 amino acids. The transcript is spliced from 10 exons. Gene Ontology annotation, biological process: microtubule cytoskeleton organization; protein polyglutamylation. Lineage: Eukaryota; Metazoa; Chordata; Actinopteri; Siluriformes; Ariidae. Gene Ontology annotation, cellular component: cilium. The record is from RefSeq and is a predicted model, not a curated record.
UGCCAUGGACGUCCUCCUUCCAGGAAGCACCUGUGUUGUGUUGUUAUUUCAUUGUACACCUAGAGAACAAUGCGUUUAAAAGACAAAAUACCCGAGCUGUGACAAAUAAUUGAGAAUUUGGUAUGAGCUACUUUUAAUAAAAGGAUAACGGGACGACAUUUGUUUUAAAUUCAGCUGUUUUGGACCUCAUUACGUACUGGUUCUGCUGCUAGGUGGCUAGUUGGGAUGCUCCACUGUCCUUAAGCGGGUUGGUUCUUGAUGGGUGGAGGCAAGCUACCUCUUUGCCCCCUGCAAUGAGGAGAAGGUCCUGUGGUCCUGCCCAUCUCUACAGGAGGCAUGAUGGCUGGUAAGGUGAAGUGGGUGACAGACAUAGAGAAAUCUGUGCUGGUCAACAACUUUGAGAAGAGAGGAUGGAUCCAAGUGACCGAUACUGAAGACUGGAACUUUUACUGGAUGAGCAUCCAGACUAUUCGCAAUGUGUUCAGCGUAGACACGGGUUACCGCCUGUCUGAUGAUCAGAUGGUUAAUCAUUUCCCAAACCACUAUGAGUUGACCAGAAAGGAUCUAAUGAUCAAGAACAUUAAACGCUACAGGAAGGAGAUGGAGAAGGAGAGCAGCCCUCUUGCUGAGAAAGAUGAAAAUGGGAAAUAUGUUUACCUGGAUUUUGUGCCGGUGACAUUCAUGCUUCCAGCAGACUACAAUCUUUUUGUGGAAGAAUUCCGUAAGAGUCCGUCCAGCACAUGGAUUAUGAAGCCUUGUGGGAAGGCUCAGGGCAAAGGCAUCUUCCUUAUAAACAAACUCUCACAGAUCAAGAAAUGGUCACGGGACAGCCGCACUUCCACGUUCAUGGCAGCUAACAGUGGAAAGGAGGCGUAUGUGAUCUCACUGUAUAUCGAUAAUCCCUUAUUGAUUGGUGGGAAAAAGUUCGAUUUGCGUCUGUAUGUUUUGGUCACAACCUACCGGCCUCUGAAGUGUUACAUAUAUAAGCUUGGUUUUUGUCGGUUUUGCACUGUUAAGUACACUCCCAGUACCAGUGAACUGGACAACAUGUUUGUGCAUCUGACAAAUGUGGCAAUCCAGAAACAUGGGGAUGAUUAUAAUCCUGUACAUGGAGGUAAAUGGACAGUCAAUAACCUCCGCCUGUAUCUCGAGAGCACCAGAGGAAAGGAAGUCACUAACCGUCUCUUUGACCAGAUCCACUGGAUUGUGGUUCAGUCCCUCAAAGCUGUGGCUCCUGUUAUGAUCAACGACAAACACUGCUUCGAGUGCUACGGCUAUGACAUCAUUAUUGAUGACAAGCUGAAGCCGUGGCUUAUAGAGGUAAAUGCCUCCCCUUCACUCACCUCCAGUACUGCAAAUGACCGCAUUCUGAAGUACAAUCUCAUAAAUGACACACUCAAUAUCGUUGCCCCAAAUGGUGAGAUCCCAGACUGCCGAUGGAACCGCAGCCCACCUAAAGAGGCCCUUGGCAAUUACCAAGUCCUUUACGAUGAGGAACAGGCUAUGAGUGAGAAUACAGAUCGUGACCUCCGGAGUCGCUCGGGUCAGUCACUCGGGACAAAGAGCACAAAAUCUGGCUGUGUGCGUCCAGUCACAGCCACCUGGAAGUGAGAUCACAAUCCUAACCACAGAGCUGACUUUUAUUUCCUCCGUAUGAAGCAGAGAUGUACUGUGGCAACGUGGAAGAUUUGAAUGGGAAAUAUGAGAGAAUUUACGUGUACAUUCCUGCAUGAUCUUAAGACUACAGGGAAGACCAAGAGAGACAGAAGAGUCACUUUUGUUGCAUGAGAAGUUUUAGGAUUUUUUUUUUUGACAGUUCUCACAAUUAAAAAGAACGUGAGAAGGAAAAAUUAAAUAAAUAAGUGAUAAAAAGCAGGAAAAAUCAUAACACUUUCACAUAAAACUAGUUAAACUGUUAUGGAAACAGUGUUUCUUGGUAUUUUAUAUGAAAUGUCACUGUCACUUUUUUAUGUCACUUAUUUAUUGUUUAUGCAAUGUACUUAAAAAUAUGUACUAAUGUAUUUAUGGAAAAGUGUCUUCAGUAUUGUCUUCUGAAUAUGAAGACAGAAGAAAGAUUUUGCAAAACAUGAUGUAAAAUCUGGCCAGUAAUGCAGCCUGCUUGUAAAGAUGAAGUCCUGAAAAUGGUUUUGAGAAGGUGGAGACAGUGAUGGAAUAAACUGUCCAAAAUGUC